Messenger RNA from Paralichthys olivaceus (Japanese flounder), 533 nucleotides. Lineage: Eukaryota; Metazoa; Chordata; Actinopteri; Pleuronectiformes; Paralichthyidae. The record is from RefSeq and is a predicted model, not a curated record.
ACACCAGGAAGUGGAGGGAGAGGUACAUAGUGGUGAGAGCCAACUACUGCCUGGAGUGUCACGAGAGCCUGGAGACGUUUGUGAAAGGAGUUCCUCCGCGACACAAACUGCUGCCCACAGGGGGCACUGUUCUCACCACACAGGAGAAGUACAUGGCUAUGGUGGACAAGUGUUUUCCUGACGAGACCAUUGUGAACGAGGACUUUGCUCCGCCUCUGUCGGGGAUGCCGGGUCAGUUUCCGGUUUACCUGCGUCUGCCGUACAGGAGAGACUCGUACUUCUGCUUCAAACAGCAGGUGAAACAGGACGCCUUCCUGUCCAUCCUGUCCGACUGCAUCAGACACCAGAACCAAGACUUCCUGAAGAAGAGGACGUGCGAGGUUCAGGCCUUCCUCAAAGCCAUCCAGCUCUACAGACAGGACAAGGGCAGAUAUGAGGCGUGGGACAUGCUGAUAGGAAGUGAUGUCAGGGUACGUACGAUUUACACAGGGUCUGAAGGAACAAUUAAAAAGUCUUAAACAUGUUAAAACAUU